AUGUUCGCGCCGCGCGCGAGCGCCGCGGCCGCGCGAGCGCCGCCGAUAAAAACGAAGCUGGCGGAGCGGCGCUCGCUGAAAGGAGGCCGCGGAUGCCGAGCGCGCGCGAACGCGGCGUCCUCCGGCGCGACCCCCCCCCGUCGCGCGCCGCACCACCGCGGCGCCGGCUUCGGCGCGGGCGCGAAGAAAAACUUCCAGGACGCCGCGGCGAACGCGAUCGCGUCGCCGGCGGUGGAGGAGGCGGUCGCCGACGCCGACGCCGCGCCGUCGACGCCCUGCGCCGAGGCCGCCGCCGCCCCGUGCGAGAUUCCCACCGCGCCGGCGGACCUCGCGAACUCGCUCGUGGCGCUCCCGAACGGCUCGCGCGUCACCGCGUGGUGGUUGAAAGAGCCGAACCCGCCGAACGUGCAUCACGUCGCGUCGAACGAGGACUUCCUAUCGCGCUUGAAGGACGCCGCGCGCGGAGGGAUAAGCUUAAGGAGGGGCGCGGGGGGAUCGGCUUCGGAAUCGGACGCCUCCCGCGUCUCCUCCUCCUCCUCCUCCUCCUCCUCCUCCUCCUCCUCGAGCGUCGUCGUCGUCGAGUACUUCGCGGGGUGGUGCGGCGGGUGCCGAAGCUUACACCCGAAGCUCAACAAGAUGGCGCGCGACGAGCACCCGGACGUGACGUUCCUGAGGGUGAGAAUGGAGGAGCUCCCGGAGCUGUGCGACGCGAUGGGAGUGCGUAAGCUUCCGACGGUGCACGUCUUCGCGGGGGAGGCGGGCGAUCGGAUCGCGUCGUUCACGGUGAACUUGACCGCGAAGAGCAUGGCGCGGUUCCGCAGGGAGCUGGAGCGCGCGAAAGAGGCGAGCGCGAACGAGGUCGCGCGCGGCGGGGGGGGGGAAGUCGUCGGCGUCGGCGGCAGCGUCGACGACGCGUGAAAAGGAGAGAAUAGACUACUACGAAGGUAUCUUAGCUAGUAGAGAGAUUGUAUCCCAUAGAAAGGAUUCGAACGGA
This is a messenger RNA of Micromonas pusilla CCMP1545, 994 nucleotides long. RefSeq lists its product as uncharacterized. The coding region runs from base 1 to 918 and encodes 305 amino acids. The record is from RefSeq and is a predicted model, not a curated record. The transcript has a single exon. NCBI's taxonomy places the organism in Eukaryota, Viridiplantae, Chlorophyta, Mamiellophyceae, Mamiellales, Mamiellaceae. Gene Ontology annotation, biological process: cell redox homeostasis.